This is a messenger RNA of Arvicola amphibius (Eurasian water vole), 3445 nucleotides long. It is a transcript of the gene Znf521, whose product is annotated as zinc finger protein 521. Gene Ontology annotation, biological process: regulation of transcription by RNA polymerase II. NCBI's taxonomy places the organism in Eukaryota, Metazoa, Chordata, Mammalia, Rodentia, Cricetidae. Gene Ontology annotation, molecular function: RNA polymerase II transcription regulatory region sequence-specific DNA binding; DNA-binding transcription factor activity, RNA polymerase II-specific. Bases 16 to 3291 code for a protein of 1091 amino acids. The transcript has 5 exons. The record is from RefSeq and is a predicted model, not a curated record. Gene Ontology annotation, cellular component: nucleus.
UCCUUGCACGGACAUAUGCAGGUUCAUGAGCGGAACAAGGACGGCUCCCAGCCUGGCUCCAGGAUGGAGGAGUGGAAGCUGAAGGACACUCAGAAGUGCAGCCAGUGUGAGGAAGGCUUUGACUUCCCAGAGGACCUUCAGAAGCACAUUGCAGAGUGCCACCCUGAGUGUUCCCCAAAUGAGGACCGAGCAGCCCUCCAGUGCAUGUACUGCCACGAGCUGUUUGUGGAGGAGACCUCCCUCAUGAACCACGUCGAGCAGGCGCAUGCAGGCGAGAAGAAGAACUCGUGCAGCGUCUGCUCAGAGAGCUUCCUCACCGUCGAGGAGCUCUACAGCCACGUGGACAGUCACCAGCAGCCGGAGUCCUGCAACCCCAGCAACAGCCCAUCUCUGGUCACUGUGGGGUACACCUCUGUGUCUAGCACGACUCCAGAUUCCAACCUCUCAGUGGACAGCUCGACCAUGGUGGAAGCCGCUCCACCCAUUCCAAAGAGCCGAGGGAGGAAGCGAGCUGCACAGCAGACCUCGGACAUGACCGGUCCCUCUAGCAAACAAGCAAAAGUCACCUACAGCUGUAUUUACUGCAACAAGCAGUUAUUUUCGAGCCUUGCAGUUCUGCAGAUUCACUUGAAAACUAUGCAUUUAGAUAAGCCAGAGCAGGCCCAUAUCUGUCAGUAUUGCUUGGAGGUCUUGCCCUCACUCUAUAACCUAAAUGAACAUCUUAAGCAAGUGCAUGAAGCUCAGGACCCGGGCCUGAUUGUUUCGGCCAUGCCUGCCAUCGUUUACCAGUGCAACUUCUGCUCUGAAGUCGUCAAUGACCUCAACACCCUCCAGGAGCACAUCCGAUGCUCUCACGGGUUUGCCAACCCUGCAGCCAAGGACAGCAAUGCGUUCUUCUGUCCCCAUUGUUACAUGGGGUUUCUCACUGACUCUUCCCUUGAAGAGCAUAUAAGACAGGUCCAUUGUGACCUCAGUGGCUCCCGGUUUGGGUCUCCUGUGCUUGGGACUCCUAAAGAACCCGUAGUUGAAGUCUAUUCCUGUUCCUAUUGUACGAAUUCUCCAAUCUUCAACAGUGUUCUUAAGCUGAAUAAGCAUAUUAAAGAGAAUCAUAAAAACAUUCCCUUGGCCCUGAAUUAUAUUCACAAUGGGAAGAAAUCCCGGGCCUUGAGCCCCUUGUCUCCUGUGGCCAUCGAGCAGACAUCCCUGAAGAUGAUGCAGGCGGUGGGAGGCGGCCCUGCCCGUUCUGCUGGAGAAUAUAUCUGUAAUCAGUGUGGUGCUAAGUACACAUCCCUAGACAGCUUCCAGACUCACCUCAAAACCCACCUGGACACCGUGCUGCCGAAACUGACCUGCCCUCAGUGUAACAAAGAGUUCCCCAACCAAGAGUCCUUGCUAAAGCACGUGACGAUCCACUUCAUGAUCACCUCUACCUACUACAUCUGCGAGAGCUGCGACAAGCAGUUCACCUCGGUGGAUGACCUCCAGAAGCACCUGCUGGACAUGCACACGUUCGUCUUCUUUCGCUGCACGCUCUGCCAAGAAGUGUUCGACUCGAAGGUCUCCAUCCAGCUGCACUUGGCCGUGAAACACAGCAACGAGAAGAAGGUCUACCGCUGCACAUCCUGCAACUGGGACUUCCGCAACGAGACCGACCUGCAGCUGCACGUGAAGCACAACCACUUAGAGAACCAAGGCAAGGUGCACAAGUGCAUCUUCUGCGGCGAGUCCUUUGGCACGGAGGUGGAGCUCCAGUGCCACAUCACCACGCACAGCAAGAAGUACAACUGCAGGUUUUGCAGCAAGGCCUUCCACGCCGUCAUCCUGCUGGAGAAGCACCUGCGGGAGAAGCACUGUGUGUUUGAAACCAAGACCCCCAACUGUGGCACGAAUGGGGCCUCAGAGCAAGUGCAGAAGGAGGAGGCGGAGCUGCAGACCCUGCUCACCAACAGUCAGGAGUCCCAUAACAGUCACGAUGGGAGCGAGGAGGACGUGGACAGCUCUGAGCCCAUGUAUGGCUGCGACAUCUGCGGGGCAGCCUACACCAUGGAGACUCUGCUGCAGAACCACCAGCUCAGGGACCACAACAUCAGACCCGGGGAGAGUGCCAUCGUGAAGAAGAAGGCAGAGCUCAUUAAAGGGAAUUACAAGUGCAACGUUUGCUCGCGAACCUUCUUCUCCGAAAACGGGCUCCGUGAACAUAUGCAGACCCACCUAGGCCCGGUCAAGCACUACAUGUGCCCUAUCUGCGGAGAGCGCUUCCCCUCCCUUUUAACUCUCACGGAACACAAAGUCACACACAGCAAGAGCCUGGAUACUGGAAACUGUCGCAUUUGCAAGAUGCCCCUACAGAGCGAAGAGGAGUUUUUAGAGCACUGCCAAAUGCACCCCGACCUGAGGAAUUCCCUGACUGGGUUUCGCUGUGUGGUGUGCAUGCAGACUGUUACCUCCACUUUGGAACUCAAAAUCCACGGGACCUUCCACAUGCAGAAGACAGGGAAUGGGUCCACCUUGCAGACCACUGGGCGUGGCCAGCACGUUCAGAAACUGUACAAGUGCGCAUCUUGCCUCAAAGAGUUCCGUUCCAAGCAAGAUUUGGUGAAACUUGAUAUCAAUGGCUUGCCAUAUGGUCUGUGUGCCGGCUGCGUGAAUCUCAGCAAGAGCAGUAGCCCGGGCCUCAGUCUCCCUUCUGGCACCGGCAGACCGGGCUUGGGCCAGAAUGAGAAUCUGUGUGCCCUGGAGGGCAAAGGCAAGGCUGGGGGACUGAAGACGCGCUGUUCCAGUUGCAAUGUCAAGUUUGAGUCUGAAAGCGAACUCCAGAACCACAUCCAGACGGUGCACCGGGAACUCGUGCCAGACGGCAACAGCACGCAGUUGAAAACACCCCAAGUGUCGCCCAUGCCCAGAAUCAGCCCCUCCCAGUCCGAUGAGAAGAAGACGUAUCAGUGCAUCAAGUGUCAGAUGGUUUUCUACAACGAGUGGGACAUCCAGGUUCAUGUGGCAAAUCACAUGAUUGAUGAAGGAUUGAAUCACGAGUGCAAACUCUGCAGCCAGACCUUCGACUCCCCUGCCAAACUUCAGUGCCACCUGAUAGAGCACAGCUUUGAAGGAAUGGGAGGCACCUUCAAGUGCCCUGUCUGUUUCACAGUGUUUGUCCAGGCCAACAAGUUACAGCAGCAUAUAUUCUCUGCCCAUGGACAAGAGGACAAGAUCUAUGACUGCACGCAAUGUCCACAGAAGUUCUUCUUCCAGACAGAGCUGCAGAAUCAUACGAUGACCCAACACAGCAGUUAGUUCAAGUACAGCCUCUCAAGGAGAAGGACUUUUGCGGCACAAAAAGGGAACAUGUUUUACUCUUUGCACGAAACUUACAUUGUUAAUGUAUAUUCUUCAGAAGCAUUGUAUUGUAUCAUACAACUUGUAUUAUCAAACUGUUGGAUGUUCAUGU